UAAUAUUUUUAUCUGUAUUUUGUGCACCGUGUCAUUGUCAUCGUGUGUGCUUACACGUUGCAUAUCACUAUUAUUUACGAUAGAAUCUUAUCAGAAUUAUAUUAGACAAUCUUUUUAUAUUUCCAAUUUUAUAGAAAAAUGUCGUCUACUGAAGAAACAUCUCAGCUAAAGGCAGGACACCCGCCGGCAGUCAAAGCUGGUGGUAUGAGGAUAACUCAACACAAGACACCCCAUUCUAAAGACUCUAAGGAAUCUGCUAAUGAAGACCUGACAGGACUGUCUGGUCCAUCGCCUGUGCCUUCCAACCCAGUGUCCAUAUCAGGUGCUCCCAACAGGGGUAAUGCAGACUUUACUCCGGAAGCUGCUCAAAUAGCUCAUAGUCCUAAACCUCCCACACAUAUUAAUAUCAAACCCAAUCCUCAUAUCCAACAACCAAGGAAGUAGACUGUCUAAAUAAACUAUGGGCAUAAUAAAGUGUUUGAAAAUAUAGGAAAAUUUUA
Papilio xuthus (Asian swallowtail) is the source of this 500-nucleotide messenger RNA. Lineage: Eukaryota; Metazoa; Arthropoda; Insecta; Lepidoptera; Papilionidae. The record is from RefSeq and is a predicted model, not a curated record.